AUGACUUUGACUCAGUCUCCGUCCGUAUCGGCGACUCCGGGUAGAACCAUGAAAAUCACUUGUACCAUGUCAGGGGGCAGCAUCGGCGGCUACUACACGAGCUGGUACAUGCAGAAACCCGGCGGCGCCCCAGUUUUUGUGUGGUAUGGAAGCUCCACGAGAGGAUCGGGAAUUCCAGAUCGAUUCACCGGUUCCACAGUCUCAUCGCACAACCAAAUGCAUUUAACCAUCACCAACGUGCAAUGGCAGGACGCCGCCGAUUAUUACUGUGGUGUCGCGGAUGAUAGCACGUUCAUAUUCACCUUCAGCUCCUCUUUUCCGCGAAAACCCGCCGUAUCCGUCCUCCGACCGUCUGCGGAAGAAAUUCGGGGACAGGGCACCGCCACCCUGGUGUGUUUAGUGAGCGGGUUUAAUCCGGCCGUUGUGAAUACCGAGUGGACUGUGGACGGCAGUACGAGAAGGAAUGGCGUUGAGACCAGCCGGAUUCAGCAGGACGCGGACAACACGUUCAGUGCGAGCAGUUACCUGACUCUGCCAGCCUCAGACUGGAACUCACACGAGCUUUACUCCUGCGUGGUUAAACACGAGUCUCAGGCAACCCCAUUUCAAACAAACAUCGCGUGA
This is a messenger RNA of Hypanus sabinus (Atlantic stingray), 624 nucleotides long. Its product is annotated as immunoglobulin lambda-1 light chain-like. Bases 1 to 624 code for a protein of 207 amino acids. The transcript is spliced from 2 exons. The record is from RefSeq and is a predicted model, not a curated record. NCBI's taxonomy places the organism in Eukaryota, Metazoa, Chordata, Chondrichthyes, Myliobatiformes, Dasyatidae.